AUGGCAGAUGCACAGCCCACGUGGAAAGAAAGAGUAGAAAAGUACAGAAAGACGGAAGAGCAGUGGAAAAGAAAGCCCCAGGGGCACGCAGAGGUGAUCUUGGAGAUAGUCAAAGAGACAUCGGUGCCUGCCCUAGAGGCCGGACUAGCAGCUAUUAUCCCAUUGGCCAAGUCAAAUGCGCUGCAUGAGUACACAAAAGACGUUCUAAGUGUGGUGUAUAAAAACAUCGCAUCAACAAAGCCAACAAUGAAGAAAAUGAUAAGAACCAUAGUAGAAUCACAGGCUAGAUACAAGCCUUCUCUUGUGGUGAUGGGCGCACUGCCGUACAUCAGAGACAAGAACCCAAAGAUAGUAGCAGAAACAGUGAAGACCCUCGCAGAUCACUCAAGCCUGCUGAAAGAGCAUCUGAUGGCACCUGUUCUACCACACGUGCAGUUCCUCUUUGGUCACAGCGUAGGGGCAGUGAGAGAAGAGGCCACUAGGCUCUUCCAGAUACUUGCGGUGGAAGACCCAGAGAGAAUCGGAGAAGCCGUUAAGUCUCUGCGGCCGAUACAAAUAAAAGAAAUAUUCCAGACACCAGAGAAUACUGAGAAGGAGGCAUCGCAGGACACACAGGAGGGCUUAAAAACAGAGAGUAAAGAGGAGAAGCAUCAGGUGCAGACACAAGAAGCACUGAGGGAACAGUCUACAAGCAGAAACAGCAGCCAAAGCAGCCAAGGAAAGGCGGGUGCAGCGGGAAACAGUGCAAUUACUAGGCCAAAUGCAGAGAGUGCUAAUAGCAGCAGUAAAGAAACAGCGGCAAAGAAGAAAAAAACAGAAGAAACAAAAGAAGUAAAAGAGUACAGAGUACGAUCACUGCCCAAUGAGUUCUAUGAAAGAUUUGCAUCAGCGCAGUGGAAAGAAAGACUGGUGAUGGAAGAGCUGGAUGAGCUACUGGGAGAGACUGGAAAAUUAAGCAGGAAUGAUACAUUUGAUGUAAUAGAUGCAGUUAUGAAGAAAACAGGAGAAAGCAACAACAAAGUGUUUAUCGCUGCCAUGUCGGUAGUGGCUAAGAUAGCGUACAGAGAGAAAGUGCAGGAGCCGCAGGCUGUGCACAUAGUCAAGGCAGUGGGGAAGAGACUGAAGGACAAGAAAGAGCAGGUACAGCAGUCGGUUACUUCUCUGAUAGUGGAGCUGCUGAAGAUGUACAAAGUAUCGGUGCUAUCAGAGCUAUCAAAUAUGGCAGUCUCUGACAAGACACUCAGACACGGUGUGCUGAAGACACUUGAAAAAGGCGUAGAGAUAGCAGGAGAAAAAGACAUAGAAGACUCAAAGACUUUUAAAGCACUGGUUGCGUGCACUAAAGACCAAAGUGCAGACAUAAGGUCUCUUGCAUGCCUGUGCAUUUCCAAGGUGCUUCUUAAGAGAGAGGAGGCACCAACGCAGGGGGAGAUAGAGCAGUACGGAGUGGAAAGGCUCUUAGCUGCCAAAAUAGAGGCGCAGACGGAAGAAAUGUUCAAACAGAAAGAUGAAGAAAUCACAGCAAUAAUUGAGUCGAUAUGCGAGGACAUAAGAAAUACCUCGAUAAAGCCUGUAGAUCCCGUCACGCCAAUAAAGCCCACAGGCACAUCGGAGCACGGGAAUAUGUGCUCCAGCCCAAUCAUCACGCAGUCGCUGAAAAAGAAGCAGGAAAUGCAGCCCACCCAGGAUAAAACACCAGAGAAUAUAUUUGCAGACUAUCCACCAGUGAAAGAAUUCGCAGCAGGAGAGACAGGUAGUAUGCACAGAGCAGAAAGAGAAGAAGAGACAGGUGCAAAUACUUUUAUGCAGUAUGUGAUGGAAGGAGUGGUUAGUGCAAAUGCGCUAUACGUGCUCAUUAGCACGCUUGGACAGAGUGCAGAGGUUGACACAAGGAUUAUAAUGGUGCUUUCUUCUGUAGAUCUAACAGAAGAGAUGGCUCUGAAGAUAAGAGAAAAAACAGAAGGAUUUGAGUGGGAGGACUCCAAAACAGCCUUGGUGGCAGAGGAGCUGAAGGCCAGAGUGAACAGGAUCAUAGGAGAAAAGAGCUCCUUCGAAGAAAAGUGUCUGUUCGCUGCGCUGUGCGAUGCUCUCAUGAAGGGAGAGAAGGUCCCGCAGGAGGAGAUCAUCAGAGCACUAGAGCUCGCAGAGAAAAGAGAAACAAUACUCAAAGAGAACCAGGCGCUGCUCAUCAUAAAGGUUGCAGGGGAGAUGGAGUACAUGGAGGUGUUUGAAAUGCUUGAAAAAGUUUUCCCAAUCUCCAAGGCGUUUACAAUUCUCAUUUCGCUCUCUGAGAACAUGCCCAUAUUCAUAAACAGCAUACACUUUCUGCUGCAGAAGGGAGUGAUUCUCCCAAACUCUUCGAUAGAGGCUGCAGUUAACAACCCUCGAUUUAUCUCUCUGCUUGAGAAGGCAGGGACAGCGUCAGCACAGAACAUACUCACCAUUCUGAAGAAAGACAAAGAGACAAUGGUCUAUUCACCGUACGCUAAAAAAAUCAGAAGAUCAGAAGACACAACCGAUAUAAAUAUUUUACUGAACGACAUCAUAGACCAGAAUAAUGCGCAGUCCAAGGAGUCUCUGAAGAAGCUAGAAGAGCUCUCUGAGGAGAGCCUCAGUUCCCUUCUGAAGAGCGCCUCUACGGUUGUAAAUGUUCUUCUUCUGCAGCUGAAUGACUCGCUCUCAUCAGGAGGGCCGAGCUUGAAUGCGAACACUAUCAUUAAAAUAAUCAAAAGAAUAUGCGAGAGCGAUGUAUUCCUAUCGACCCUUGACGCAGGCACACUUAUGAGCCUCGUUUCAGACUACAUUGUGAUCAUAACGGGACAGAUACCCAGAGGAUCAUCCUCGCCCGAGGGCAUCAAGAAAGAGUGCGGAGAAAGCCUCCUUAAAAUGUGCAUAAAUGCUCCGUUCUUGAACAUGUUCAAGAUAUACAUGAAUCUGCUGUCCAACCGGUACAGAGAAGAGAAGGUCAGAGAGAUCCUUGUGAAGCUUCUCUGGAAGCACUCGAAGAUCUCAGGGCAGGCUGUAUCAGAUAGAGGAGUGGUGACAGGAAUCCUUGCCAGACUGAACAGCUUCUACACAGAGUUCAAGGGAGACAUAAAGAGCGACCAGCUAAUUUCGAAAGUUCUGCAGCUGCACCUCAUAGAGAUCCUGAAAUACUACGGAGAGGACCUGCUCAAGCUAUUUAAAGUGUCAGGGCCUGUUCUCCAGCAGAUCCAUGCACUGGGGGGCGCGAAAAUAUAA
Molecule: messenger RNA, 3240 nt
Organism: Nematocida minor
Lineage: Eukaryota; Fungi; Microsporidia
Exons: 1
Coding region: 1-3240 (1079 amino acids)
Molecular function (GO): tubulin binding
Source: RefSeq, a predicted model, not a curated record